AUAGUCGCAGCCAUGUGUCAAGACCCCUCAAGUGCAUUUAGGAAAGCGAGAUACUGAAUUUGUUAAAAAUGGGUAAGCGACGAAGAAAUAAAGGAAAUAAAGGUGUCAAACAAAGACCUGACCCAUGCUGGAAAGACAUUGUGAAGUCCAACGAAUUGUUGGAAAAAUUCUAUAAGAGUCAAGGAAUUGUUGCUUCAGAUGAGUGGGAUUUGUUUUUAAAAUACUGCAGAAGAAACUUGCCAUCUACAUUUAGAAUCACGAAAAUGAGAGGACAUGCCAAGGACUUGCUUAAAAGCCUAAAAGAUGGGUAUAUUUCAAAGUUGUCUGCAGAAGAUUUGAAAAAUAAUACAGAGUCAAACUCAAAUGAAGAUGAUGAGGAAAGUGAAGAGAAUUUAGUUCUUGAGCCUAUUAACUGGUACCCUGAUGAAUUAGCAUGGAAUAGCAAUCUGUCACGACGUUUUAUCCGAAGAUCAGAAGUUCUUCAAAAACUUCACAGAUUUUUAGUUGAAGAUAGUGAAUGUGGUGCCAUUACCAGGCAAGAGGCAGUCAGCAUGAUCCCACCAAUGUUGUUAGAUGUCCAACCACAUCACUUAGUACUAGAUAUGUGUGCAGCUCCUGGAUCAAAAACUGCACAGAUCAUUGAAAUGAUGCAUUCUAAUGAUGCACAAGAAAUGCCAACAGGUGCUGUUUUAGCUAACGAUGCAGACCACAAACGAUGCUACAUGUUGACACAUCAAGCUAAGCGAUUAAACACACCAUGUGUUGUUAUUACCAAUCAUGAUGCAUCAAUUUAUCCAAAGCUAUAUGCCAAAGAGAAGGAUGGUGUGACUAACAAACUGCUUGCUUUUGACAGAGUAUUAUGUGAUGUUCCUUGCAGUGGUGAUGGAACUUUGAGAAAAAAUCCUCUUAUCUGGCAUAGAUGGACACCACAUCAAGCUGUGUCGUUGCAUAGACUUCAAAUGAGAAUAUUAUUAAGAGGUUUAGAGUUGCUAAAGGUUGGAGGGAGACUUGUUUAUUCCACAUGUUCAUUUAAUCCUAUUGAAAAUGAGGCUGUUCUUGCUGGUGUCUUAAGUAGGUCCGAGGAAGCUGUGGAAUUAGUUGAUUGCUCACAAGAAAUUCCCAAUUUAAAACGUAGACCAGGGAUGAAACAUUGGAAAGUGUUCGAUAGAAAAGGCAAUGAAUUCGAAAAUUUUGCUGCUGUGAAAUGUUCACCAACUGAAGGUUUUAAGGAAUCCAUGUUUCCUCCAUCACCAGAAAUGUCAGAUAAAUUAAAGCUGGAACGUUGUUUAAGGAUUUACCCCCAUUUGCAAAAUACUGGUGGGUUUUUUGUUGCAGUCCUGGAAAAGAAAGCAGAACUUCCAUGGCAAAAAGCUAAAAGAACACGAAAUACCAAGUAUUUACCAUGGGAGACAGAUAAAGUCAAAGACAUUGCUGAUAAAACAGCUGAAAAAGCAACUAAAGAAUCCGAACUUCCUGUGCUGGAUGAAGAGAUAACUGAAACUAAAAAUCAGGAAUUUGAAAAAUCGACUGAAGAUGACGCCAUUGAAGUCUCUGGCACUGAACAAGACAGUUCUGCUUCACCUGCUAAAAAAUUUAAAAGAGGAAUGAUAAAGGAAGACCCUUACUUCUUCCUAGAUGAUAGUGACCAAGAUAUGGCAGAGGUAAGAAAGUUCUAUGACUUAUCAAACAGCCUGCCUUCUGAUCAGUUCUUAGUACGAAGUACAGGGUAUAAGAAAAGACACGUUUACUUGGUUUCACGAACAGUGCAUGAUGUUAUUAAAGAAAAUCAGAACUUAAAAGUUAUAAACACGGGUGUACGUAUUGUCACUCGAUCUCCAUUCAAAGCUGGUGUGGCAAGCCAUGGUACUGAAUAUCGAUUAGUUCAAGAUGGGCUCCAUCUUAUCCAGCGGUAUAUUGGAAAACGAAUUAUUCAAGUGACCGGUGAUGACCUUAUAACUCUGUUAGUAGGUGGGAAUGAUGCUGAAUUGGAUACACUAUCUAAUGAAACCAAAAAGCAACUUUCAGAAGUUAGUAUGGGUUGUGUUCUAUGGCGUUAUAAAUCUUCUGAUAAUUCAAGCCUCCCUUUGACCACAGAUAUUUGGAUUUGUGGUCACUCAGGCCGAAAAGUUAUCCAAAGCAUGUUGUCAAAAGAGGAGAGAAAACACUUUCUUCGGCUUCUUGGUGUGCCAAUACCUAGUAAAUUACAAGAACAAGUUAAAGGGCCAAGUUGGGGAGAUGAACCGAAAGAAGAGGCUGGAGAUGAUACCAUAAGUAAUGACAAAAAAAUUGCAGAGUGUGAUAGCAAAGAAGAGGGAUAUAAAGCUGUCAUACAAGUACUCUUUCGUAUGUCUUUUAAUUUCAUGGAGUUUUUGAUUUAUGAAAUAAUAAAUUGUUUGAACACAGGAGUAAAGGGUCUUGAAAGAAAUUUUUUGAAUCAGCAAAUGUUAAUAUUACCUAUAGGCAGUAAAAAACAUGAGAGCCAAUUGAUCAAGCUGUUUGAAGGAAAGAAUAUUAAAUGUUUGAAAUUUAAAGGGUUUUCACUUGAAACAGUAUUUUUCGCUGAGAAAGACAUUUUGUUUAAGAAAAAAGCAGCAAUAAAUUUUAAGUUCUAUAAGAUGUUGGUUUUAUUUGAAACUCCUGCUGGUUAUGCAGUUUUCAAGUUGUUGGACGAGAAGAAACUUUCUUCAGUUGAUAAUUUAUACAAGGAUUUUGAAACAGGAGAAAAGGCGAAUGAAGUUGUUAAAUUGAAGCAUUUUAAGAAAUUUGAAGAUACCACUGAUGCAUUAGCUGCUGCUACCGCUGCUAUUGAAGGCAAAAUGUCAAAAUCACUGAAGAAGUUGUUGAAGAAAGUUGCAGGGAAAGAUAUUACUGAAGAAAUGGCUGUUGCUGAUGCAAAGAUUGGAAAUAUUAUCAAGGACAAAUUUGACAUCAACUGUGUUUGCUCACCAGCUAUUAAUGAACUCAUGCGAGGAAUUCGGGCACAAAUGAACUCUCUUAUUACUGGUUUAACUGAAAAAGAAACUGCUGCCAUGGCACUUGGACUGGCUCAUAGUUUAUCUCGUUAUAAGCUCAAAUUUAGUCCUGAUAAAGUUGAUACCAUGAUAGUACAAGCUAUAUCUCUGCUGGAUGAUUUAGACAAGGAGUUAAACAAUUACGCUAUGAGAUGUAGGGAAUGGUAUGGAUGGCAUUUUCCUGAACUUGGAAAAAUUGUCACUGACAACAUGGCAUAUGCUAAAACAGUGCAAGCUAUAGGUUUUAAGUCUACCACUGCCGAUGUAGAUUUAUCUGGCAUUUUACCUGAAGAAGUUGAAGAAGAAGUAAAGGCUGCUGCUGAAAUCUCCAUGGGAACUGACAUCUCUGAAGAAGACAUUGAAAACGUUAAGUAUCUGUGUGAGCAAAUCGUACAGAUUGCUGAGUACAGAAUGUCACUCUACGACUACUUAAAGAAUCGUAUGCAGGCAAUUGCACCGAAUUUGACAGUUUUAGUGGGAGAACUUGUGGGAGCAAGGCUUAUUGCCCAUGCAGGCUCCUUGUUAAAUCUGGCCAAGCACCCAGCUUCCACUGUUCAGAUACUUGGUGCUGAGAAAGCAUUGUUUCGAGCGCUAAAAACAAAACAUGAUACACCCAAAUAUGGUCUCAUUUAUCAUGCAUCGCUUGUUGGUCAAUCGAGCUCGAAAACAAAAGGAAAGAUCUCUCGAAUGUUAGCUGCAAAAACCGCACUUGCUGUGAGAUACGAUGCUCUUGGUGAAGAUGUAACCACUGAGAUGGGUAUUGAAAACAGAGCAAAACUAGAAGCGAGAAUCAGAUUUUUCGAAGAGGGAGGGAUGACUCGCAUUAGUGGCACUGGUAAAAGUGCGGGAAAGCAAGCCAAGUACGAAAUGAAAAGUGAAAACAACCAAUCAUACAACGCUGAUAAUGACACCACGAUCGGAAAGAAACGGAAGAAGAAAGAAGAAGAUGACGACGAAGAAGAAGAAGUUGUGAAGAAAGUAAAAACAGAAGAUAACGAAGAAGAAACUCCCAAGAAAAAGAAAAAGAAGAAGGAUAAAAAAAGAAAAGAAGAAGAUGAAGAAGAAGAACAAAUUGUUGAAGAGGUUUCCAGCGAAAAGAAAAAGAAGAAGAAGAAGAAAAAGAAAGCAGAUGAAGAUGACGAAUAAAAUCUGUUUGUGUUUUUAUUGCGAUUUUUUAUGAAAAGGGUUUUUAUGUACUAAUAAUGCAGAUUUUUUUACUUAAUACGAUUGAUUGGA
Messenger RNA from Hydractinia symbiolongicarpus, 4247 nucleotides. RefSeq names its product RNA cytosine C(5)-methyltransferase NSUN2-like. Lineage: Eukaryota; Metazoa; Cnidaria; Hydrozoa; Anthoathecata; Hydractiniidae. Gene Ontology annotation, biological process: RNA methylation. The coding region runs from base 69 to 4157 and encodes 1362 amino acids. Gene Ontology annotation, molecular function: tRNA (cytidine-N5)-methyltransferase activity; snoRNA binding. The transcript has 19 exons. Gene Ontology annotation, cellular component: box C/D methylation guide snoRNP complex; small-subunit processome. The record is from RefSeq and is a predicted model, not a curated record.